UAAAAAGUCAGUUAUAGUCUCUCAAUAGAAAUUUGUUGGGUUUUGGCAAUUUUGUGAAUAGUCACCUUGGAAUAAAGAACAAAACAAAAAAAUUAACAACGUUGUUCGUUUUAAAGAGUUUAUUUGAGAAUUUAUUGAAAGUUGUUGUCAAAGCUUUAAUGAAGCUCCGGGGCGCAUAAAUUCAACUUUAUUAUGUGCAUUUUUUUCAUUACUUAUUUUUGUUGUUGUUUUAUUCAAUUUCUGUAUUUUACCAUGCUGUUCAAGUUUGUGUUGAUACAUAAACUUUCAAUAAAAUAUACUUAGUAAUUGCUGUUUGUAUGUGUUCAUGUAAAUAGCCCCAAUGCUGACACUCAAUCUACAAACCUUUUAGGGAAAGUGAAACCAUGCACUUUUUCUCCACGGGUAAAAAUAAUGGUCUUUAGGGAAGAAACAUAGCACAGCAAUGGAGAGGUGGGGCAACAUAGCUCCAAUGACAGGUAGACACAGGGAGGAGUUACAUUACCUGUGCUGAGCAGCCAGCCAGUGCACACUACACCUGUUGCACUUCCUCUGCUCUUUUCCUGGUAUCUGCUGUGUUUUCCUGCGCUUGUUUGUCUUUAACUUAGUCUGAGGAGCACGAGUGGAGCUGUCAACUUUACUAUGGAUCCCAAGGAGAGCGGUGGGAGUGAGAAGGACAAGGAAAAAGAAAAAGACAAGGUAAUAAAGAGGAGAAACAGACCUGUGUUCCUCCGUUACCUGGAAAGGAGAAGAACGGACACUAUUGUGGCCGAGGACAUGGCCAAAGGUGACAUCAACUUGGGGACGCUAGUGAGGAGGAGUCAGUCUGACAAGACGGAGUACAGCGCCAAACUUAAAGAGAAAAUGACACCUCCAGACCUGUCCACACCUUCCUCCCCGGCCGUUGACCCAGAGGAGGUCAGACUGAGGAAGAUGAAGCGUAGGGCAAAGGUCAUCCAGGAGCUGGUGCAGACUGAGAAGGACUACCUGACCGACCUGGAGCUGUGCAUCAGAGAAGUGGUGCAGCCGCUACGAAACAUGCAGGUUGUGGACAUAGAUCGCCUGUUUACCAACAUGGAGACGGUGUGUGAGGUUUCUGCAGCGCUCCUACACAGACUGCACCAGGCCAUGGCUGAGCCUGACCCUGAAGCCGUUGUCGUAGGUGAAGUAUUCAUCCAGGCCAAGGCAGCUUUGGAAGAUGUGUAUAAGAUAUACUGUUACCAUCACGACGACGCCAACAUGUCACUCAAGUCAUACGAGAAGGAAGAGGAAAUUAAACAGCAUUUUACCACAUGUGUAUUAGCACUGAAAAAAAUCUAUGACCAAGAAGGAAAACCCAACCUGCUGGACAUGGGGUCACUGCUCAUCAAACCUGUCCAGAGGAUCAUGAAGUAUCCACUGCUGCUGGGGGAGCUUUGGCACGCCACGCCUGAAGACCAUCCUGACUAUCACCCCCUGCAGGAGGCCUUCACUACUGCCAAGAUCAUCAACGUCAACAUAAAUGAGUUCAAGAGGCGCAAAGACAUCGUCAUGAAAUAUAAGAGACUGGAAGAUGAGGGCAGUCUGAGAGGAAAACUAAACAAGUUCAACAUCCACUCCAUCCGCAAGAAGGGCGACAGGUUUGCGGGAUAUCUCAAGAUCCUCACUGGAGUUGAACCACAGGUCAGAGAUGAAAUUUUCGACAGAGAGGAGAAGCUGUUCAGGAGUCUGGAGAAGGCUGUCAGGCUGUUGGUGAAGAAUAUUUACUGUUACCUGCAGUACACACAGGAGAUGGUCUCGGUGGCUGUCCAGAACGUCCAGGACUUGGAGAAUAUUGUCAAGGAUCCAAACAAAAACGGCACAAAUGGAUCUCUUCACAGUAACGGAAACGAUCCUUAUAAGCACUUUAAAGACAAAAUAGAGCGCCUGGUCCUCGCCCCCCUCUGCUCCCUGCAGGGCAUGUUCACAGCACCUCAGAAGCUCAUCCAAAAACGAUAUGACAAAUUGCUGGAUUACUGCAGCCGCCUCGAGCGCUCCUCCUCAUCCACCACCUCUUCAUCUCCAUCGCCCGUCUCCGAGGACCCAUCUGGUCCUGCCAGGAGGGAUUAUGAAGCUCUGAAUGCCUUGCUGCUGGAAGAGCUGCAGAGGUUCAACAUGGCCGCCUACACCAUCCUGACCAACUGUGUGUUGUACCUGGCCGCCCUCCUCCGGGAGCUGAUGGGAAAAAUACUACACGGCGCUCCGUCCAUUCAUCAGCUUCCAGCUCCGCUGUCCAACAUUUCUGAGGUGCAGAACUGCAUCAUGGAAGAGCUGAACAGUCUGUCGUUUGUUAAGGAAAACGCUCAGAAGCUGAUGGAGCGAAAAGUCAGCUUCGAGAGACGAGAGAAGAAAACAACGGUGAUGGAAGUGCAGCAUCAGACUGAGGAACAACGUUCCCAGCUGCUGGCAGAAUAUGCACCGAACCGCCUGUACCAGCUGAAGAGGAAGUGUAAUGGCUGCCAGGAGCAGGACCUCAGUUUGCUGGAGGGAGAGCUGGUGGCUCUACUGGAGGACACAGAUCCAUUAGGCAGCAGCAGCCGCUGGCUGGUUCACACAGGAGGCACACAGGGCUACGUCUACUCCACAUUCCUGAAGCCGUACAACCCUCUGAGGGACUCACAGCGAGGCGGACAGAUGGUCAAAGAGCAGCAACAGCAGCAACAGCCUGCCGUGGUGGACGACGACUUCGAUGACCUCAGUCUGUUUGUGUCCAACAGUGGCCGCAACAGUCUGUGCAGCUUCAACCUCACCACCACAGACAGCAGCUCCACCCUGUCUGGUCUACAGGGGGAGCCAGAGAGCCCGGAAGACUUGGAGGACGUGCUGGACACGGAGGCCCAGCAGUUUUAUGCCGUCUAUGCAUUUCAAGCUCGUUCGGACCAGGAGCUGACCCUGCAGGAGUACCAGCAUGUACGCAUCCUAAAGUUCUGUGACCUGGGAGGCAACAAGGACUGGUGGCUCGCUGAGGCUAACGGGCAGAAGGGAUACGUGCCAGCCAACUACCUUGGCAGAAUGUCUUAUGCCUAAAAAAAAAAAAAAAUCAAAUCAAAUAAAACUGCCCCAUUAAUUGUAGAACAUUCUACACCAAAGAAUCCAACUAAGAGUGAACAUUUACAACAGUCAACAACUCUGUUGAGUUAAGAAAACUCAAGAAUUCUUAACAUUUUAAAUUGUCUUGCAAUUAAGACGUGUUACAUUUCUGCUUGUGAAGGUCAAAGGGCAGGGUUGUUGGUGCUAGGUUUGCAAUGGACGGAGACGGCGUGAAGAUUAAUCAGAUACACACACACACACACACACACAGAGAGUCGAGGAUCUCAUCGAACAUUCUCACAUCGAGGCAGCUGCAGAUCCCGUUUCAACAAGUCUACAUUCCGGGGCGAGACAUCGCUCCUGGCAGCUGUAAUGUAAAGUGUGGCAUAUUCAUAUGCACCAUGAGCAUUUCUGUAAACUGUUGAAGGUGAAAACCACAGUGUCAAGCACUUUGAAUUGUCACCAACCAGUGACGAAUGAGGAGCGACGUUAAUGUAGAUCACUGACAUUAACACCAGAAUGUGCUUCGCCUGGAGUCGCUCAUUACAAUAUUUAACAUUCAACAUGAAUGGCGUGAAUGUUAGAUAUUCUAUGAGAGGCAGUGAGGCCAGGGGAAUCCAGAGCACUGUGCUGAGCACUUUUCUAAUUCAGUGUUUAAUUAUGUUGAUGAUUAAGUGAUUUAUUCUUGAAGAGAAAUUUUAUGUGAAUUGAUUUAUAAAUGAACUGUCUUGUAAAUGUGAAAUGAAGAAAUAUAAACAGAAUACAAUGAGAUAAUUUAUACAGAAACAUUUAUGUGGAAGUAAAAGAUCUUCUAUAACAAA
This is a messenger RNA of Cynoglossus semilaevis (tongue sole), 3866 nucleotides long. It is a transcript of the gene arhgef38, whose product is annotated as Rho guanine nucleotide exchange factor (GEF) 38. NCBI's taxonomy places the organism in Eukaryota, Metazoa, Chordata, Actinopteri, Pleuronectiformes, Cynoglossidae. Gene Ontology annotation, cellular component: cytoplasm. Gene Ontology annotation, biological process: intracellular signal transduction. Bases 640 to 3042 code for a protein of 800 amino acids. Gene Ontology annotation, molecular function: protein binding; guanyl-nucleotide exchange factor activity. The record is from RefSeq and is a predicted model, not a curated record. The transcript is spliced from 14 exons.